Molecule: messenger RNA, 2030 nt
Organism: Anguilla anguilla (European eel)
Lineage: Eukaryota; Metazoa; Chordata; Actinopteri; Anguilliformes; Anguillidae
Product: tryptophan 2,3-dioxygenase B-like
Exons: 12
Coding region: 85-1302 (405 amino acids)
Molecular function (GO): heme binding; L-tryptophan 2,3-dioxygenase activity; metal ion binding
Source: RefSeq, a predicted model, not a curated record
GCAUUCAGCAAAUACGUCAGUCACCAUACAAGCACAGCAGUGAAAAACCACAGUCUGAUACAGUAGCAGUAAAUUAUUUGAGCUAUGAGUGGAUGUCCCUUUCUUGGACAGAAGCAUAAAUUGUUCAAAAACAUGCUCCUUCUGAAGGAAGAUGAGGAUGAAUCGCAGAGGGGAAUCAACAAGGCCAGUAAAGGAGGCAUUAUCUACGGCGAGUACCUACAAUUGGACAAGGUGAUGAGCGCGCAGGUACUCCAGAGUGAGUUGAAGGGAGACAAGAUUCACGAUGAACACUUGUUCAUUGUCACCCAUCAAGCUUAUGAACUGUGGUUUAAGCAGAUAUUGUGGGAACUGGAUUCAGUGAGAGACAUUUUCAGAAAUGAACAAGUUCGAGAUGAAAGAAACAUGCUCAAAGUGGUGAGCAGAAUCCACAGAAUCACCAUGAUCUUCAGGCUCCUCGUUGAGCAGUUUGCAGUCCUUGAGACCAUGUCUGCAUUGGACUUUUUUGACUUCAGAAGUUACCUUACCCCGGCCUCCGGGUUCCAGAGCCUUCAGUUUCGCCUGCUGGAGAACAAAUUGGGGGUUGCAGACAGUCUGAGGGUUCCCUACAAUCGCAAACAUUACAGGGAUAACUUCCGGGGCCAUGAGAAUGAGAUCCUGCUGAGGUCUGAGAAGGAGCCGACUCUACUGCAGCUGGUGGAGAAAUGGCUGGAGAGAACUCCUGGACUUGAAACAGAUGGUUUCAACUUCUGGGGUAAACUGAAAGAAAAUAUUGAAGCAGGAUUUAUGAUUGAAACAGAGAAAAUUGAGCAAAAACCAGAGUCUGAGACAAAGCAAGAUAUGAUGGAUGAUCUAAAUAAGCAAAAAGAGGUUUUUGCAUCCCUGUUUGAUGAAAAACGGCACGAUCAUCUCUUAAGCAAAGGUGAAAGGAGGCUCUCGUACAAGGCUUUGCAAGGAGCACUGAUGAUUUACUUCUACAGAGAGGAGCCCCGGUUCCAGGUCCCAUUUCAGCUCCUGAGUUCCCUCAUGGAUAUUGACACCCUCAUGACGAAGUGGAGAUACAAUCACGUUUGCAUGGUGCAUCGAAUGAUUGGCAGCAAAGCUGGAACUGGUGGUUCAUCUGGUUAUCACUAUCUGCGCUCCACAGUCAGUGACCGGUACAAGGUUUUUGUUGAUUUGUUCAACCUGGCCACCUUCCUGGUUCCACGCACCUGGCUGCCCAAACUGAACCCCAGCAUCCACAAGUUCCCCUACACUGCGGAGUGCUACGACAGCUCCUACUCUAGCAGUGAGGACUCAGACUAGGACAUGGGUAAGGAGGCCUGGCCAAUCACCGGCAAGGGAAAGAGAAGACCCCAUCCAAAUGCAGAGGCAGUCAGUUUUGGGGAGAAAAUGUUAAUCAAAUAUUUGAUGUUGUUUGAUGUGCUGUACAUAGGUCUGGAAAAUAAAAGGACAAAAGGGUUCAGCUGAUAGGGAUAAGCAAGCGGUGGGGGCAGAGGGUAUUCAUGUUAUCUGAAAGAUUUUGUAAUAUGGGAGUAUAGCACUGGGGUGGCGAAAAUGUAUUAUAUUCACAAACAAGACAACAAACCUGGCAGAUUACUGAUUUACAGUAAGACAGGGCAUAUAACAGCACCUGCUUAAUAGCAAAGGGUCUACAUUGUAAUUGUGAUGUUAUGCAGAGACUGGUGACUUUUUAAUUGUGAUUGAGUCUGAAGACUGAAGGCUUCACAACUCACAACUCAUACAUACAUAUUUAUAUAUUUUAUAUUUAUAUGAGUAUUAUUUAAAUCAUAAUCUGGGUUUAGACUUUCACUAAAUGUACAUAUGGUAAUUUGUAAAUAUAAUUGUCCGGUUCAUCCUCUGUUUUGAAAUAACUAUCCACAUAUGGUGCAGUGUAAUAUAUGUAUUAUAUCUGUAUUUAACUGUAAAAUGUAAACAAUCUAUUUUCAGUAUAUUCUGGAUAAUUGCAUCCAUGUAUUUACAGGAUUUAUACCGCAAAACUUGUAUAAAUAAAAUGUUUCUAGUGAAUUCUA